AUGAAGUUUUUCCUGGCUCUAGUUGGGACUCUGUGUCUCGGAACGGUAAUCAAAGCUCAAAGCACGGUCUCCAUUAAUGUGGCCGGUAACGUUACACUUGGUCUAACCGGCCUCAAUAAUACGAUCGCUGCAAUCAACAACACCAUUAACAAAGCGGACACGGCCAUCUGGGGAGCAUGGACCAAUUGGGCCAAUGUAUUGAUUACUAACCUAACCAGCAUAAUGAAUCGGUUUGAGGGCUAUCCUACUUCGGUUAGUUCUCAGCUGAGUUCACUGAACUAUUCAAUCGAAAACCUACAAAACAUGCUCAACACACAACCUUAUUAUUUGUUGAGCAAUUCCGAGCUGAUAGUCCUGUACUCGAACAUUUAUCAACUAGCAGAGCAAACCGGCGAUCUACUGAAUACUGUAGCGCAAAAUAUGUCCACCGAAGCAAUAUGCACGAAUGAUUAUUCAGUUCCUUGUCUACGAAAAUACGGACUUCAGCUGACGACCGCACCGGUCCUAAUGAGCCGUUUCAACAAUUGUCUCUUAGCAGAAAAUGCCAGAAUCAACAACAUCGGAAUCAACAUGACCACACAAAUCAACAGCAGCCUGGCCAUAGCUCAAACCUUUAUCAAUUUACUUUCCGUUUGUACUGUCCCUACGGCAGUGGCCUUGAACCAAACUUGGCCUCAAUUUGUGCCAGCGGCUGAUUGCCUAAGUAUGUACUUAGCCCAACUUGGCUCCCAAAUGCAAAUGAACUCACCGAGCUACGUGGUGGACAUGAUGCAGUACAGUCAGGUUCAAAUGGUCGUCUUCAGGGCCAAUCGUUGUGCCAAGUUGGCACAGUACGACAUCCAGAAUUCGGUGGUUCGUACACAGGCCGCAUUUACCAAAUGCUUAACCACUGGUUCUUGAAAUGACUUAUGGCUCGAAUAAUUUAAAGUAGGCGGUAUCCUAGAGACUAACAUAAAUUAUUAAACAACUACAUAUAGCAGACA
Molecule: messenger RNA, 983 nt
Organism: Sabethes cyaneus
Lineage: Eukaryota; Metazoa; Arthropoda; Insecta; Diptera; Culicidae
Exons: 2
Coding region: 1-900 (299 amino acids)
Source: RefSeq, a predicted model, not a curated record